AUACAGGGGCUACAAAGAAGUAAACAUAACCCCGGAAGUAGAUAGGCAUUCUGGGAUAUCUGGUAUUGAGAUGACGUUCGUUUGGUUGCUUUUCUCAAGCCAGUUGGCAAGCUUUAGUUAAGGAAGUCAACAACGGACGUUUGAUCACCAAUAAGUGCCAGUGAAAGGUGUGGAGACAAGGGGGGGUUCCCUCAACGUUGAAGCCGAAGAGGCCGUAUUUCUCAACUGAUUUUGUAAUUCACUUUCCAUAACAUUAUUAUCCAGCAUUUAAGUGGUAUAGUAGUUGGCAGUGGCUGUAUAACCAAAUUUGCCAAUCUAAAUAUUUUUUAUAGGUUCAACAAGACCUGCCAACAUGGUGUUAGCCGAUUUGGGAAGAAAAAUAACCUCGGCAUUGCGAUCACUGAGCAAUGCCACCAUCAUCAAUGAGGAGGUAUUAAAUGCCAUGCUGAAAGAAGUGUGUGCUGCCCUCCUGGAAGCAGAUGUCAACAUCAAGUUGGUAAAGCAGCUCAGAGAAAAUGUAAAAUCAUCCAUUGACCUGGAGGAGAUGGCCUCUGGGCUGAACAAGAGGAGAAUGAUCCAGCAUUCUGUGUUCAAGGAGCUCGUCAAGCUGGUGGAUCCAGGGGUCAAGGCUUGGACACCCACAAAGGGAAAGAACAAUGUCAUCAUGUUUGUGGGUCUUCAGGGCAGUGGGAAAACCACAACCUGUUCCAAGCUGGCGUACUACUACCAAAGAAAAGGGUGGAAAACCUGUUUGAUUUGCGCUGACACUUUCAGAGCUGGUGCCUUCGAUCAGUUGAAGCAAAAUGCAACAAAAGCCAGAAUUCCAUUCUAUGGAAGUUACACAGAGAUGGACCCUGUCGUCAUAGCUGCGGAAGGUGUGGAAAAGUUCAAAAAUGAGAGCUUUGAAAUAAUCAUUGUUGAUACCAGUGGCCGACACAAGCAAGAAGAUUCCCUUUUUGAGGAGAUGUUGCAGGUUUCCAAUGCAGUGCAACCUGACAACAUUGUCUACGUAAUGGAUGCCUCCAUUGGCCAAGCUUGUGAAGCCCAGGCGAAGGCCUUCAAAGACAAAGUAGAAGUUGCGUCCGUCAUAGUGACAAAGCUGGAUGGUCAUGCCAAAGGUGGUGGUGCUCUCAGUGCAGUUGCUGCUACUAAGAGUCCCAUCAUUUUCAUUGGUACUGGAGAACACAUUGAUGACUUAGAGCCAUUUAAGACACAACCCUUCAUCAGCAAGCUACUGGGCAUGGGAGACAUUGAAGGUUUGAUAGACAAAGUCAAUGAACUCAAGCUGGAUGACAACGAGGAGUUAAUUGACAAGCUGAAACAUGGUCAGUUCACGCUUCGUGACAUGUACGAGCAGUUUCAAAACAUCAUGAAGAUGGGACCUUUCGGACAGAUCAUGGGUAUGAUCCCAGGUUUCGGAACAGACUUCAUGAGCAAAGGCAACGAGCAGGAGUCCAUGGCUAGGUUGAAGAAACUCAUGACAAUUAUGGACAGCAUGAACGACCAAGAACUUGACAACAAAGACGGUGCAAAGCUCUUCAGCAAGGGGCCGAACCGAAUCGCCAGAGUGGCACGCGGUUCAGGGGUUGCCACCAGGGACGUCCAGGAGCUGCUCACCCAGUACACCAAGUUUGCCCAGAUGGUGAAGAAGAUGGGUGGCAUCAAGGGCCUGUUCAAAGGUGGUGAUAUGUCCAAGAAUGUCAACCCCUCUCAGAUGGCUAAGUUGAACCAACAGAUGGCAAAGAUGAUGGACCCAAGGGUUCUCCACCAUAUGGGUGGAAUGUCUGGUCUCCAGUCCAUGAUGAGACAGUUCCAACAGGGUGCAGCUGGCAACGCGAAAGGAAUGAUGGGAUUCAACAAUAUGUGAACCACUGAGCCUUAACCCCGGUUAAAUAAAAGGUUGUCAUUUGGAUUUAGCAAGAAGGAGAUGAGAGAAGAGUUAUUUUGCCUCUAAUAUAAUUAAUUAAGAUGUUUGUGUAUAAAAUUAUGCAGAGGCUUAUUUACUUAUCAGGAUACAUCAAAAGAAGUUCUGUGAUUUUUACACUAAUUGUAAAAUAGGCACAAAAGAUGCAUAAAUAAUGGGAUUAUGAAGCUUGUCCUGAGUUAUGUUCAUUAGGCACCAAACAGAAGAAAAUAGACUUCAACCGGGAGUCACUAUUGGACUUGUCCAAUAAGAUACCCUAAUUUGUGUUUUUAAUUGCAAAACAAUUUAAAAUGUUUUCCGGUGUACCCUAAUGAACCCAACCAAGAUUUGGAGAUGUUGCAAAGGAUAUGCUGAAAUUAGUUGUAAUUUUUUGGUUGUUGUCAUAAUGUAAUAAAAUUUGUAUUGCAAUGUUU
Molecule: messenger RNA, 2337 nt
Organism: Oncorhynchus kisutch (coho salmon)
Lineage: Eukaryota; Metazoa; Chordata; Actinopteri; Salmoniformes; Salmonidae
Product: signal recognition particle 54 kDa protein
Exons: 16
Coding region: 353-1867 (504 amino acids)
Biological process (GO): SRP-dependent cotranslational protein targeting to membrane, translocation; SRP-dependent cotranslational protein targeting to membrane
Cellular component (GO): signal recognition particle, endoplasmic reticulum targeting; cytosol
Molecular function (GO): GTP binding; endoplasmic reticulum signal sequence receptor activity; GTPase activity
Source: RefSeq, a predicted model, not a curated record